Molecule: messenger RNA, 3078 nt
Organism: Elgaria multicarinata webbii
Lineage: Eukaryota; Metazoa; Chordata; Lepidosauria; Squamata; Anguidae
Product: E3 ubiquitin-protein ligase TRIM7-like
Exons: 14
Coding region: 279-2759 (826 amino acids)
Biological process (GO): protein ubiquitination
Cellular component (GO): cytoplasm
Molecular function (GO): ubiquitin protein ligase activity; zinc ion binding; protein binding
Source: RefSeq, a predicted model, not a curated record
UACUUCCAUUGCAGAUCUGAACUUGUUCCUUCAGGGUAGCAGUUUGGAAAAUAGUCUCGGUGAAAGAGAACAGUUGUGGAUGAUUACCUUGCCUGUGGAGUCCUGUAUUUUUCUGCACCCUAAUCUUCAGUUCAAAGCUGAAAAUACAUUUGUUUCUGCUUUAAGGAAUCCUGAGAACAAGCGCAAGAAUUUACCCCGCUUUGUUUAGAGUAAGCAACGCCCUUUCCCUGGAUGAUCCCAGCUGAAAUGGAACAGGACUUUUACUGUUGAGAGUCAUCAUGUCCAGAGAGGAGGUGACAGCAAAACUUCAAGAAGAGCUUUCUUGCUCCAUCUGCUUGGAUUGCUUCAGGGACCCGGUUUCAAUACACUGUGGCCACAACUUUUGCCGAUCUUGCAUCGUCACGUACUGGGAUGUGGGGAAGAAAAAAUCCUUCUCCUGCCCUGAGUGCAGAGAAACUAGCCGGAAGAAAAUCCUUCACCCCAGUAGGGAGCUGAAGAACAUUGCUGAAAUAGUCCCAAAGCUGGCGAGUAAGGGAAUGAGGGAGAGAGUGUGCGAGAGGCACCAAGAGCCCCUGAAACUCUUCUGUAAAGAUGAUCAUACUCCCAUCUGUGUGGUGUGUGACAAAUCAAAAGAGCACCAGGGCCACAUGGUGCUUCCCAUGGAAGAGGCCACGCAGGAUUACAUGGAAAAAAUGCAGGUUCAGAUGAAGACAGUGAAACAAGAGAAAGAAAAGCUUCUUGGAUUUAUAGCAAUGGGUGCCACAAGGCGCAAGGAAUCUCUGAAAACAAUAAACUCAGAGAUGAAGAAAAUGGCGUCUGCCUUCAAGCAGGCCCAUCAAUUUCUCGACGAACAGUUGCAAUUGCUGCAAGUCCAGUGGACAUCCCUCCAAGCAGCAGUGGAGAAAGGGCAGGAAGAACAUGCCACUCGGCUUUCAGAGGACAUUUCCCAGCUGGACAGCCUCAUUGCAGAGGCAGAAAGAAGAUGGCAGCAGCCAGAGACGAAGUUUUUACAAGAGGUGAACUUCACAUUGACAAGAGUCAAGAAAAGGAAGUUUCAUGAGUCGGUGGAGAUUUUUCCUGAACUGGAAGAAAGGCUUGAUUCUUUGAUUAGACAAAACGUUGCCAUUGCACAGUCUCUGCAGAAAUUUGAAGAUACUCUGCCUUCAGAACUGGAGAAUUGUCAGCGGGACUUUCGAGCGCAUCUUCAAACAGCAAGAGGUGCUCCACCUUUUGAAGUGGAGGAAGAAGAAUCCAGAUCGCUCACUGCAAAAAGAAAAAAGGACAAGAAUGUUAUUGUCCCAGCUAGAAAUAUAAAUUCACCACAAUACCAGAGAACAGCUGAGGGCUCUGUGAAACCUUUUGACUUUGACUUGUGCAGCGGAAUACCCUCCACGCCUCCUUCACAGCCUGGUAAAAAACAUUCAGGGCGUGACGAGAGAACCAGAGAGAACCAGCAUCUGGCAAGGAUUGUAGACAUUGUCAAAUGCCUGAAUCUCGAUACCCUGGAAGACGGUGGUAGGAUGUGUGAGAAACACUCAGAACUUCUCAAAGUCUUCUGUAAAGAUGAUCAAAUCCCCAUCUGCCUGGUGUGUGAUCUAUCCAAGGAGCACCGACAUCACACUGUGAUUCCUAUAGAGGAAGCAGCUCAGGAUUACAAGGAACAAUUUCAGAUGGAACUAAAGACUUGGAAGCAAAUGAGAGAAACUCUCCAGGCACUGAAGCUGGCAGAAGAGGGACGAAGCUGGAAAUCUCUGGAAAAGUUAGGUAAUGAAGGGAAGAACAUUGUGUCUGAAUUUGAGCAGCUCCAUCAGUUUCUAGACGAUCAAGAAGAACUGUUGCUGGCUAGGCUGGAACAGCUUGAGAAGGAUGUGCUAAAGGAGGAGAAGACAAUCACUUCCAGGCUCUCAGAGGAGAUUUCCAACCUUAGUGACCUCCUCAGUGAGAUAGAAGAGAAGUAUAAGCAGCCAGUGAGUGAAUUCCUCCAGGAUCUCAAAAGCACCUUAAACAGAUGUGAAAAACAGAAGAGCCAGCAGACAGUGGAGCAUUCUCCUGAUCUGGAGAAGAGACUGGAUACCUUUUCUGAGAAAAGCAUGCAUCUUAAAGAGAUCCUAAGGAAAUUCAAAGCUUCUCUCUCAAUUGAGCUGGAAAGCACAUCUUUGCUCAAAGAGGAACCGGGAGUCAGGAAAGGCAGGAUGAGGUUGUUUGAGUUGCCUUAUGCUGAGGUGGAGAAAAGAGGCAGAAGAGUGAACGUGACUCUGGAUCCAGAUACUGCGAACCCGUUCCUCGUCCUCUCAGCAGAUCAGAAGAGUGUGAGACUGGGAGACAUAUGGCAGGAUGUACCUGAAAAUCCGGAGAGAUUUGACACUUAUCCCUGUGUGCUGGGCUGCGAGGGACUCACGUCAGGGAGACACUACUGGGAGGUGGAAGUGGGAAGUGGGAGGUACUGGGCUGUUGGCUUUGCCAAAGAAUCUGUCAACAGGAAAGGAGAGAUCUCCCCUAGCCCCGAGGAGCAGAUCUGGGCUCUGCAACAAUUUGGGGAUCGCCUUGAGGCUUUAACUUGUCCGGUGACCAUCCUGCCCUUGUGCCGCUGCCUCAGGAGAGUUCAGGUAUUUCUCGACUACGAAGAAGAUCGAGUGGCAUUUUUUGAUGCUGAUACGUCAGCUUUGAUCUACAUUUUUUCACCCGCCAUUUUCAGUCAGGAGAGGAUCUUCCCUUGGCUUUGGGUAUGGCCAGGAGCUGAGCUGAGACUGUACCAAUGAGAUUUUCUCCCGGUGUAUUGAACUAAUUGCAGUGAGACUGAAUAAUAUACACACAAAAAAGACUUGUCUGGUCUUGGACGAUUGUAGUUUCUAUGAUAUUGGAAGAAUGGUGUUACAGGCUAUGUGCUGCUUGCAAGCAGUUAUGUUGUCUAAGCUAAGGCAGGGUUGAUACCAUGUUGUGAAAUCAAUCUGAAAUCCUUUUAAGGAAAAAAAUUCUGUGCCAAAAUUCUGCUAAUAAAUUGUGUUAUGUAAAUCAGUGGUAAAUUAAACUGUAUGAUAAUUUUAAGGAUGGACAUUUUGACAACAUUUAGCUCUUUUU